Molecule: messenger RNA, 3684 nt
Organism: Triplophysa rosa
Lineage: Eukaryota; Metazoa; Chordata; Actinopteri; Cypriniformes; Nemacheilidae
Gene: hnrnpr
Product: heterogeneous nuclear ribonucleoprotein R
Exons: 11
Coding region: 528-2423 (631 amino acids)
Cellular component (GO): ribonucleoprotein complex; nucleus
Molecular function (GO): mRNA binding
Source: RefSeq, a predicted model, not a curated record
UGCGCGCCCACAGACACCCGUUACAAACUGUCCGUUUAAGUCAAUCGUAUCUAUUUCCACGUAAAGAACAUUAUCAAUAAGAUUCACAGGACAAUUCAUGGAGUACAACAGUGCACAUCCCUGCAGAUAUACUAACUAACAAUGUUUACAUGUUUAUUAUUGCGCAUAUAAUAAGAAAGUUGGUUGUUAUUGAUCUGAUAAACACUGUUGUGGACAGGUGGAAGCGGGUCAUUCAGUUUGUGUAAAUCACAUUUAUUUAAUUCUGCCGCUGAAGUCGUGCGCGAGCGUCCCGCCCAUCAGCAGUCUGUGCGGGCGCGCUCCGGUGUCCCGUGCGCCGUGACGCAGCCGGGUCCGCCGCGCGAAGAAGUGGCGCUGUUGUUUGAGCGUCGGGACAGUCUCGCACUGUCUCGUGGGUUCAUCUGAAGAGAUUUUUUAAACCUUGUUUCGGUGACUUCUUCCGUUCAUGAACCGGGACUGAUCGCGCUCGACCAUUCUCUCGUGCCGUCCGGAGAACAUAAUCGCGAUAAAUGGCUGCUGAGGUGAAUGGCAGCUCAGGUCUGGUGAAGGAGGAAGAGGAGCCCAUGGAUGUGUCGGGCUCACACUCGGAGAACUAUCAGACUCUGCUGGACGCUGGACUGCCACAGAAAGUUGCUGAGAGCCUGGACAACAUCUUUCAGACCGGUCUGGUGGCGUAUGCUGAUUUGGACGAGCGGGCGCUUGACGCUCUGCGGGAGUUUAAUGAAGAGGGAGCACUGUCCGUCCUGCAGCAGUUCAAAGAGUCUGACCUCUCUCAUGUGCAGAAUAAGAGUGCUUUCCUGUGUGGGGUGAUGAAGACGUACAGACAGAGAGAAAAACAGGGCAAUAAAGUUCAGGAGUCGACGAAGGGCCCCGAUGAGUCGAAGAUAAAGGCUCUGCUGGAGAGGACGGGAUACACUCUAGAUGUCACGACAGGACAGAGGAAGUAUGGCGGCCCCCCGCCGGAGGAAGUGUACUCGGGCCAGCAGCCGGGCAUCGGCACCGAGGUGUUUGUGGGUAAGAUCCCUCGUGACCUGUACGAGGACGAGCUGGUUCCUCUGUUCGAGAACGCCGGUCCCAUCUGGGAUCUGAGGUUGAUGAUGGACCCGCUCACGGGUCAGAAUCGCGGCUACGCCUUCAUCACGUUCUGCAGUAAAGACGCCGCGCAGGAAGCUGUCAAACUGUGUGACAACUAUGAAAUCCGCUCGGGGAAAUAUCUGGGCGUGUGCAUCUCUGUGGCCAAUAAUCGUCUCUUCGUUGGAUCUAUUCCUAAGAAUAAGACGAGGGAAAGUAUCCUGGAAGACUUUGGCAAAGUUACAGAGGGUUUGCAGGAGGUGAUUUUAUACACUCAGCCAGAUGAUAAAAAGAAGAAUCGCGGUUUCUGUUUUCUGGAGUAUGAAGAUCAUAAAUCGGCUGCUCAGGCUCGCCGCAGGCUCAUGAGUGGGAAGGUGAAGGUUUGGGGAAACCCUGUGACGGUGGAAUGGGCCGACCCGGUCGCUGAGCCCGACCCAGAGGUCAUGGCCAAAGUAAAGGUUCUGUUUGUGCGUAAGCUGGCCACUCCCGUCACAGAGGAGCUACUGGAGAAAACCUUCUCCCAGUUCGGUAAACUGGAGCGUGUCAAGAAGCUGAAAGACUACGCAUUCGUUCACUUUGAGGAGCGAGAUGCUGCAGUCAAGGCCAUGCAGGAGAUGAACGGGAAGGAGCUCGGCGGUGAGGAGAUCGAGAUCGUGCUGGCAAAGCCUCCGGAUAAGAAGAGAAAAGAACGUCAAGCAGCGAGACAAACCAGCAGAAACACAGGGUAUGAUGAUUAUUACUACUACCCUCCCCCUCGCAUGCCUCCCCUGGGACGCGGUCGUGGCCGUGGCGGACGGGGGGCCUACGCCUAUCCCCCCGAUUACUACGGUUACGAGGAUUACUAUGACGAUUACUACGGUUACGACUACCACGAUUACCGAGGUGGCUACGACGACCCAUACUAUGGCUACGACGACGGUUACUCCAUGAGGGGGCGUGGAAGUCGCGGCAGCCGCGGGGCUCCACCUCCACCCCGAACCCGUGCCGCUCCUCCAACCCGCGGCCGAGGCGGCUAUCCUCCGAGAGGCGGGGCUCCCAUGGGAGCGGGUCGGGGUGGCCGCGGGGGACGCGGCGGGCCCUUUCAGCUUCCGAGGGGCCGCGGUACUCGAGGCGCCCGGGGGAACCGUGGCGGUAACGUCGGCGGGAAGAGGAAGGCGGACGUAUUUAACCAGCCGGACUCCAAACGGCGCCAGACCACCAACCAGCAAAACUGGGGCACGCAACCCAUCGCUCAGCAACCCCUGCAGCAGGGCUCCGAUUACUCCGGUAACUACGGUUACAGCAACGACACGCUCGAGUUCUCCCAAGACUCCUACGGCCAGCAGUGGAAGUAGAUGAGCAACAUCUGUGAAACACCUCCUGAGAAACGAGACCUGUGAUUGGCCAGCAGUGUUUGUUUGACUUUUCUAUUCUCCGAUUCCCUUGUAGAUUCUGUCCGUGACCCACAACUGACUUGACAAAUCCUGAUAGGCUAAAGAGCAGAAUGUAUCUGAUGCCCCUGAGCUUCAACCGAGCGGGACGUUUGUCUUAGAUCACUUUUAUUCUUACGGUUUUCCUUGUUUUAAAAUCAACAAUGAACAUUUUAAAGAACAUUCUGAUGCUUCAUCAAGCGUACGUUUGAGAGGACUUUCAAAUCAUGAAAUGGUCUAUAAGGUGUCCUUUCCACAGUCCUCCAUCUCUCUCCCUCUCUCUCUCUCUCUCUCUCUCUCUCUCCCUCUCUCUCUCUCUCUCCCUCUCUCUCUCUCUCCCUCUCUCCCUCUCUCUCUCUCUCUCUCUCUCUCUCUCUCUCUCUCUCUCUCUCUCUCNCUCUCUCUCUCUCUCUCUCUCCCUCCCUCUCUCUCUCUCUCUCUCUCUCUCUCCCUCCCUCCCUCUCUCUUAGUAGUAGUAGCAUUAGGGACUCGCUGUAAAUACCGGCUGUUGACUAGAGCUUGAUUUUCAUCCAUUACUGGUUUUUGCAGAAGUGGAGAAAAGAAUCCACAGAAGGAAAAAAGAGUUUUGUAGCAGGAGUGCUGUUAAACGUGUCUGUUAGCCUUUCUAGAAGUAGUUGAAUUGUGUUUUUUAAAAACUGAUAAUCUGAUAUUACUUCAGAUGUUUGUUUGUUUUUUUCAUUUCAGGGUUUGGUCUGGCUUACCUUAAGAGCGGCUGGUCGGAUGUUUGUAUUUAUAACUUUUCUUUUUUGUUGGUUUCAAUAAAACUCAAUCGAGCAACUUCCAAAAGAGGCUUUAAAUUCAGUGUUGAUAUUGUGUUUUAUUGCAUUUUUACAUGCAUAUAUUUCAUUUGGGCUAGCCUUGAAUAUGAUAUUACAGUUCUAUUUGUUGCCGCUAGUGGUGCAGAAAUCACACUUGUCACACAGGUUUUAUCUCAGUUACCAGAAGGAUUACGUCUGAGCCAAAGCCCUUUUACACGCAUCUGUUUUCUUUGUCAAUUCUUUUCAAUGUUGGUUUCAUAUUCAAAUGUUUUCCAAUCAGAUUUUUUCUGUGAGUUAUUCCUGAUACUAAUUACAUUUGCACAAAUCAUUUACAUUUUUAUGUAAAAUGUUAACAAUAACUGCACACCUGAAUACACUAGUAUAUAUUCAUUUGAGGGUCAAAUAUU